GAAAUAUCACUGAAAAUAAAUUCUGGACAAAGUUGAUUAAUCUUUAUUUCUGUCUUUUCGAGUUGAUAUAUAGAAUAUAUUACUCUGCUUUCAUUCCUUGACUUUCACUAUUGGUUCAAAGAAUCAGGUUAUAUAUAUCACACUUCCCUGUAACAUUCUUCAUUAUCCUGCUAGAGUUCUAGGUUAGACAACAACAAUGAAAGAGAUAAGUAUGGAAAGCAUGAGAAGCGUGGCAAAUAAGCUUGCAAACAUAGAUGAAAAUGGUCCUGCAAAAUGGCUGCCGACAUCUGUACCUCCGCCAGAGACUCCAACUGAGUCCAUGGAGUUUUUAGCAAGAUCAUGGAGUGUUUCAGCAACUGAGCUCUCCAAGGCCCUCUCUACCACCCAUGUGACACCGAAAUUGCCUGAGAAGACGGCAUUUGAUUUUCUUAAAGAUGAACUGAAGCUGAAUGUUGCAGAUACUCAUACCAUCCUUCCAAAUAAUUAUGAAGAUGAACAACCCCAUCGUGGAGAAAGUCCUCCAAUUUCUCCAAGAGGUAGUGAUGACACAAAGGAACUCUUCUUACUUCAUCAAGCACUUCACCCUGAUUUUCUAUCCAAUCAACAGCUGUUAAGAAGUGGGCUAUGCAAAAGCAUAAUAAAAGGGAAAACAAUGGGGAGACGGAUGAAGGAUCAAAGGGAGAGAAAGAAGCAUGAAAUAAGAACUCACAAUGCACAGCUACAUGCUGCAGUGUCAGUAGCAGGUGUGGCUGCUGCUGUUGCGGCUUUAACAGCCUCAAAUGCAACACCAACUGAGGCAUCAUCUGGACAACCAACGGCACCAAUUAGACCAACUACUGCCCUUGCAUCUGCUGCUGCACUAGUAGCAUCACAUUGCAUUGAGAUAGCAGAGGAUAUGGGGGCUGAUCAACAUCAGAUUCUUACAGCUGUUAAUUCUGCAAUAAAUGCAAGGACUAAUGGAGAUAUCAUGACUUUAACAGCAGGAGCAGCUACUGCGCUAAGAGGAGCUGCAACCUUGAAGGCAAGGCUACACAAAGGGUAUGGAGCACCAGGUCUUGCUCUAAGUGAGGAGCAGUCUGAAGAUGGCACAGAAUCAAACUCAAUGACCGCCAUGAACUUUGUGAUGCAGGGUGGAGAGCUUCUGAAACGUACCAGAAAAGGUGAUUUACACUGGAAGCAAGUCUCUUUCAGCAUAAAUUCAACAUUAGAGAUAGUUGUGAAGCUAAAAAGCACGCAUAUAGCAGGGGCUUUCACAAAAAAGAAGAAAUCAGUUACAGUAUCUGGAGUAUAUUCUGAUGUUUUAGCAUGGUCUGGAAGAGAGCGAGAAGACAACAGCGAGCAGAAGGCAUACUUUGGGAUACAAACAGCUGACAGGGUCAUAGAAUUCGAAUGUAAAAACAAAGGCGAAAAACAAAUGUGGACUGAUGGGAUCCAAAAUUUGUUGAAUUGCCGCAUUAGCAUGUAAUUACAAACUACUGUAAGUGUAAGAGUUUCGUUGCAGGUUGGCUGGUAUAAAAUCAGAAAUUUCUUUCA
This is a messenger RNA of Chenopodium quinoa (quinoa), 1533 nucleotides long. Its product is annotated as VAN3-binding protein-like. The record is from RefSeq and is a predicted model, not a curated record. Lineage: Eukaryota; Viridiplantae; Streptophyta; Magnoliopsida; Caryophyllales; Amaranthaceae. The transcript is spliced from 9 exons. The coding region runs from base 197 to 1465 and encodes 422 amino acids.